Molecule: messenger RNA, 947 nt
Organism: Jatropha curcas
Lineage: Eukaryota; Viridiplantae; Streptophyta; Magnoliopsida; Malpighiales; Euphorbiaceae
Source: RefSeq, a predicted model, not a curated record
UAAAAGGCAACAGUAUUUCGUGGCCAACAAAUUCUGGUUGUUCUCUUUCCAAUUGAAAAUCUGGGAUCGCUGUCUUUAGGGUUUUCUCUAAAACGUAAACAAAAUUAAUUCAACCCAGAAACAGGAACGUAGCUUUCAAGUCCGAAUCAAAAUCAAUGGCAACAACGACAACAAAUCAGCAGCUGCAGGGAAACACAAACAAGAUAGAGAAGAGAAAACCAGUUUUUAUUAAAGUGGAUCAGCUUAAGCCAGGAACCAACGGCCAUACCCUGAUCGCCAAGGUAUUGACCUCCAACACUGUUUUGCAGAAGGGUCGACCCACCGCCGCCGCUUCUAACCGCCUCCGCAAUACCCGCAUCGCCGAGUGUCUCAUCGGUGAUGAGACUGGCACGAUCCUCUUCACCGCCCGUAACGAUCAAGUUGACUUGAUGAAGCCAGGGACCACUGUUAUUCUCCGGAAUGCGAAGAUUGAUAUGUUUAAGGGUUCUAUGAGGCUAGCUGUUGACAAAUGGGGCCGCAUUGAGGUCACUGAACCUGCCAAAUUUGUUGUAAAAGAGGAUAAUAAUCUGUCGCUGGUUGAGUAUGAAUUAGUGACUGUGGCUGCUGAAGAGUGAGGGAAGGGCUGUAGAGAUCAUCAGUUUAAUACAUCCAUAGUGUUUUGUGAAUUUAAAAGCCUGGUAGUUGUUUCUACUAUUUCUUCCUGUGGAAUGGGGUGCUAUUAAGGUAUAAUUUCAAUGACAGUUGGGUUUGGUAUACAAAUGUCCCUGAAAUUGGUUAGUCUUUUCAUUUUAACUUUGUUAACAUCUAUUAGGAUUGUUUAACGUCAUUUAAGUGGUGAAGGGAUUGUCACUUGCUUCUAUCUUGUGAAGGGAACCAGCGCACACUGAACUUGGAAUCAAAAUAUGUGUUAAUAGUAAAAUUCCUGUUAUCUAUUUGCUUUAUGCUCA